Lepisosteus oculatus (spotted gar) is the source of this 3493-nucleotide messenger RNA. RefSeq names its product sialic acid-binding Ig-like lectin 15. Gene Ontology annotation, biological process: regulation of actin cytoskeleton organization; regulation of bone resorption; regulation of osteoclast development. Lineage: Eukaryota; Metazoa; Chordata; Actinopteri; Semionotiformes; Lepisosteidae. Gene Ontology annotation, cellular component: plasma membrane. The record is from RefSeq and is a predicted model, not a curated record.
UUGCCUUGCAAAGGCCUCUCUCUGCUUCCUCCUCUGCGGCUCUGCCCGUCCUGUUGUCACUCAGUGCCUGCGCUGGCCGGGAGCAUGGCCCAUCACUGGCUGCCGCUGGCCGCUGUCGCCAUGGGACUGUGUGCUCAAGAGCUCGGUACGUCCAACUGGAAUGUGGACCAACCAUCCCCAGUGAAUGGCUGGCCAGGGGGCUCUGCAGCCCUGUCCUGUAACUUCACACACCCUCCGACCUCGGGCCCCACACGCAUCCUCUGGCUGAAAGAUAGGCACAACCUGUACCCCCAGCCAGACUCAGGAGAGGUUGGAGUGGUGGUCCUGAACUGCACAGUGAAAACGCUGGGACAGGAGUGCAGUGCAGGAGCUGGCUGGAAGGGACGCGUCUCUCUGGAGGGGGACCUCCAGCAGAGUAACGGAGCCCUGAGAUUGAGAGAUCUGAGGCUGAGUGACACUGGACCCUAUUACUGUCGCCUGGAGUUACUGGAGAACAGCACAAGGGGCUUCACCUUUGUCUAUCCAAGACUGCUCAACGUCAGCAUGGUGGAGCCAGUCUCCAUUCGGAACCUGUCCUCAAGCGCUGGCAGCUCUGGCGCCGUCCUGCUGAUGUGUGUCGCAGGGGGGAGCCCUGUGCCCUCCCUCACCCUCUUCAGCCCCACGGGCAGCACUGUUCCCAACCUGCCCAGCACCUCCCCGGGACAGCUGAGCGCAGUGCUGCACUCUCCUGUGCCCCCUGGUAAUUACACCUGUGUGGCAAACAACACAGCUGGCCAGGAAACCCGCACCAUCUGGCUGGAGGGAGAUACCCCAGAGGCAAGCCAUGGGGGUCACUCUGUGUGGGUGUACAUACUGGUGCCCCUGUCUGUGCUCGUCGCCAUAGCUACCAGCUUGGCACUGUUCCUCUGGAGGAGGAAGGGGGUUUCAGGGCCUGAAGACUCUCACCCAGUGAUGGGUGAAGAGCACAUCUACAUGAACACAGUCUGCAAGGCUGGACAGCUCAAGAGACCCCAGGGCAGAGACCUCACCUAUGAAAACACGAAGUGGUGAAGCAAGGAUUUGUUCCAGUUCCAUGUUCCUCUUCCCAGCUUGAGCCUCAGUUUUCAAUGUUUUUUUUGGUACUGUAGAGUGCUUCCUUUCUCGCUGUAUUGUGUGUUUUUGCUGGUGAAGUUUGUUAAAAGUAGCUUCUUGGACGCCCUUCUUCCUGAGCGCCUUCCCAGCUGACAUCAAUGUUUUCAUCUGCAUCUGUGUCUUCAUCGCAGGUUAAGACCCUAUUUAAACUGACACCCCCAAACCUGUCAAGUUCCUUCAGCUCAUAGCACAAAGAAGCAAACUGAAAUCCUAACCAAAUAGCUUUUCGCUCAUUCUCCCACAGUUUUAUAAAAUAUAUUUUUUUAAUUUAUGAAGAGAAUAAACUUCAGGGCUAACAGUUGCUAUUGAUGCUAUGCAACACUGCAUCCCAGAAUGUUCUUUGGUGCUGUGUGGUACUGUAGCAUUGGGGCUUUCAGAGUGAGAGCUGCAACUAUGAGGAGACUCUGGGACACAGGGGCCAGGGGAGAAGAAACACUGUUUAGGAAAGUGAGUCAGACAGGCAUGCAUUUUCAGAACACACCAGCUCUAGUCAGCCUUGCCUUAGACUGACGUGGCAUCUAGGUCAUUUCUGCAGCACCUGUUCGCCCACAGUUCACUGCAUUUGAAGUGAAUCUGUUCCCGUAACAUGACUUGAAAAUUAAACCCCUAGUUUUGAGAAACCUUUGUUGUAACAGAAAGAAUAAGGUCUGGAUCCCGAGAUGAAGUUAAACAGAUGAGUUUAUUGCAUGCAAGGAACAAUAGAACCGAAGUCUUGUUUCCCGCAAGAAACAACAAAACAGAAGUAUUGUUUCAAGUGCUGGUACAAACUUCCAGUUUAUAUAGGGUUUUCCUACUGCUUCUGAUGUCACUCAUUAUUAUUGUAAAGGGGGGAGGUCAUGUGUUUGGCCAGUUUACAGCCUUUUGGCCAAAUGGUCAGGGAUUAAGUCCCCAGGGAGUUUCCUAGCUUGCAUCUGGAAUCCUUAUCAGUUCUCCCUUUCCUGCCAUAAACUCCUGUUGCUUAGAAGACUAAUCUUCAAGCUGAAAUGACUUAAUUUAACCCCCAUCUUUACAUUUUGUAUUUUACUUCACCUUCUUCCCCAUUAGCUGGAUUAAUCAUACAGUUUAGGUCUUUUAAUUGAUAAUUGGAUUAUUAUUGUAUGUGGCUUAAGAGUAAAUCACUUUCUAAAGAAGAUCUUGUAACAUCGCUUGUAAGUAUAUUUUUAUGGAUAUUUUUAUGGCAUUAAAAACCUAAUUAUUUUUUUAAAACUAUUAACGUGAUCCCUCGUGUCGGGUUCUCUGUUCUCCUGCUUGUGGUUUUGUCUGUUUAAAAGCAAGCUUAUUAGUUCGGGAUGUGCUGUGACUCACCAUUUGAAAUGCUGGAGUAAGGGUUUUAUUUGGUAUUAAAAGCUCUACUUGAAUGGGCGCACACAGGGACCCUCUGUACAGGGCACCUAGAGGCUGUGCCAAGCUGAGGGACAGGCUGGUGCCUUCUCUCGGUGCCAUUGAUCUGUGCAGGGUAUGCAGAGAAACGGGAAAGUGUCCUUAGGAAGGGUUAUUGCUGUAUACCAUGGUAAAGGUUUGCUAAAGCAUUGAAAUACCAUGAGUUGCUCUGAUUCUGGCAGGUAUGGGUAUUUUGGGAUUAGAUUAGCUAUUUUGGGAAAGAGUGUUUGCCUAAACCCUACAUUUUUUAUAAAGUGCAGCAGAAAGUGUACCUGUGUCUCAGCUUCUCUCUGCUGGCAGUGGGAGCACAGCCUACCUUCUCUGGACAGCCAGGUCUGCCUGUGUUGCCCAAUCCCUGUCCUGGCUUUGGUCACUGAGUCUGUACUUCAUCAGGGAGUGUUUCUCCAUGUUGGAUGGAGACAGAUACUCGGCCAGUGUGUAUUGUCUUGUUAGGUCCCAGUUGCAUUCAGUUUGUGUUGCAUGUGUCCCAGUGGGAGAGGUAGUAUUGUUCACUUUGCAGUGUAGUAGUGUUGAUGCUGAUUUGUAGUGUUUUAGUAGUGCUGUGAAGAGGAUGUCUGGUGCCGGUGUGGCUCUGACUAGCUGACUGUGGGGGCUGAACUCAAAAAGUGGACUGGGUGAGCGGUAGGUUGUCAAAGCUCAUCCUGACCCUUUCCACCCUGUUUCAGCUCUUCCUUUCACAGUUUCAAAGGUUUAAAGGCAAUGCACAUCACACAUUAUCUGUUUUAAAUUAACAUCUUUGGAUUUACACAAAACCUAGAAAAAUUACAAAAUGCUGAUGUAAGAGAUACUGUACAUGUAGCUAAUAAAAAGGUAGGAUUUAGACUUAAAGAUGUCAGAAGUUAGAUGUACAAAUUGCUCUAUAAGAGACUGAAAUUGAUGGAACUAAGGCUAAAUAUGUCAGUAUAUGAAAUCAAAUCAAAUUUCUACACAAUUUCAUUACACAUCACUUAUACCAAUUGGG